UAUUAAUGUUUUCUCCUUUCAAUUUUGAACAGCAGGAUAUAAGAUUAAUUUUAAAAAAUGUUAAAUUAUUUGAAAUUUAUUGAUGUGUCAGUUUAAGUAGAAAUGUGGUAGAAAGGAAACAAAAUAUUAUUGGUUAAAAUUAGUGUAAUAUGUUUUUAAAAAGAGUGGUAAUUGUUAAAACGGUUAUCAAUCUGCAAUAUAUGUCAGAAUUAGCUAUGUGUGCCCUGAAAAAGUUUUUUUAAAUUUUUUAAAUAAUACUUUUAUUGUUUUAAAAACUUCUUGAAAUUUGUUUUUAGAGUUAUUUUGAGUGGAUCGUGUAACAAAAGAGUACCCAGGACUUUGUUCAAAAAUGGCACGAAAGGCGUUCAAUUUGAAGUUUCUGAUAACCGAGGUUACAGACUGGUUCGAGCUUAAGGCACGUCUUCAAGUCCAGCCUGGAGCACUUUUCCACUUGAACCGCCCAAGACAAAGUCCAAAGAACAUGGACAAGAAAGCUCCGCCGAAAAGCAUCAAGCUCCCAGAGACGAUCAAGGUGUUCAGGAACUUGAAAAAGGCCAAGCGUUUCGCCAUCGACAUAGGAGGCUCCUUAACAAAAAUUGCUUAUUUCUCCACAAUGUCUUAUAGGCGUGCUAAUUAUUGUAGUAUUCACAAGGAUAUGACUUCAUUAGAUGACCAUUAUUACGAGGUGUCUGAACAUGCAAGACUUCAUUUUGUUAAAUUUGAGACUAAAUACAUAGAGCACUGUUUGGAUUUUAUCAAAUCAAAUCUAGUAGGCUCAAAAGAAAGCAUGAUGGGAAAGAUAAUAAAAGCGACAGGAGGCGGUGCUUACAAAUAUGCCAAUACAAUACAAGAAAAGCUUGGUCUGAAGGUUGAGAAGGAAGACGAAAUGAGUUGUUUGGUAAAGGGUUGCAAUUUUCUGUUGAAAAAUAUAAGUGACGAAGCUUUCACUUUUCAUCGGCAUGCCAAUCCCGAAUAUGAAUUUCAAACAACCGACCAAAAUAUUUUCCCUUAUAUGCUGGUAAAUAUUGGUUCCGGUGUUAGCAUACUCAAGGUAGAAUCUGAGGACUGCUAUGAAAGGAUUGGUGGCACGGCAACUGGUGGUGGGACCUUCUGGGGUCUUGGAACUCUUUUAACUAAAGCCACGGAAUUUGACGAGCUGCUUGAACUCGCAGAAGUCGGUGACCACAGAAACACUGAUAUGCUUGUAAAGGACAUCUAUGGAGCCGAUUACAAAGCUCAUGGGCUCAACAGUGAAUUGAUCGCAUCUGCUUUUGGAAAAAUAUGCCAGUCAGUGAAGAAAGGCCAGACAAUAACUUGCACAGAUGCUGAUGUGGUACGAAGUCUGCUAUUCACUAUUAGCAAUGACAUUGGUCAAAUAGCAUCAUUGUAUGCCAUGAUGCAUAAUCUAAAUAAGGUUUAUUUUGGUGGUUAUUUUUUAAGAAACCAUCCAUUAAGUAUGCACACAGUAUCUUUUUCUAUAAAUUAUUGGUCUAAAGGCAAAGUGCAAAGCCUAUUCCUCCGCCAUGAGGGUUAUCUUGGGGCAAUAGGUGCAUUUUUAAAAGGAACGGAAGAAUGUGGUGAAAAUUAUUCUUGGCAAGAGAAUUAUGCCGGGAGCUCUGCCCUUGAACCUCAGCCUGCCAUUUGGAUGGAUUCGAUGGAAAAAUCGAGGAAUAUCGCCCAGCUGGAACUUGAUCGAGAAGUACAGAGAAAAUUCUGCCCUCUUUUGCUCAACACGGCUCACUACGUUCCAGACACCAUGGAUCUUAUCAUUGACCACGAAGCAAGGGUGUAUUGGUUAGACUGCUUUGAAGAAUCCAUAAGGAAAUUUGCAGAUGCUGCGAUCAAAAGUCAACCUGAGAGUAAAACUGCGGUUGAAAGAGCAAACCAGUUCAAGGAAAAGUUUUUGAGAAGACUACAAAAACUUAGACUUCAUCCUUUUGCUUAUGGUAAUUUGACCGUUCGUUGUUUGCUUGAAACAAUCCAACAUUGUAUGAAAGAGUUUGAUUUUCCUGAUCCUUAUUUACUCGUCAAACAAAAUGAGAACGAAGCAGCACUUGCACAGCUUCAAGACCGUCUUCAACACCUCGAUAAAUUGCCUUUAAAGGAACUUGAGCAUGAACUUGUUCUCGGCCUCUUGGCCGGUAAUAUGUUCGACUGGGGUGCACAAGCCAUAGUCGACAUAAUGGGCAAGGAGAAGUUCGGCCUAGCCGAGGCCCGGAGUAAGAUUCCAGGAAGGCCUUGGGUGAUCGAUCACUUAGACAUGUGGCUCAAUCGCCUGAGGGGGCCACCGCAUAGUAAAGCGGCGAUUUUCAUAGACAAUAGUGGUGUCGACAUCGUUCUGGGAGUUUUACCUUUUGCUAGAUUCCUGCUAUCCCGUGGCACCAAGGUGAUACUUUGUGCUAAUUCUGGGCCAGCAAUAAAUGAUGUAACUUUUAAAGAACUUGAGGUCAUUUUGACCAAUGCUGGCUCAAUUUGUCCAGUCUUAAAAAAAGCAACUGAAGAGAAAAGGCUUGUGCCUAUGGAAACUGCGCAGAACGGUCCAUGCUUGGAUUUGAGUCGGCUGGAUCACAAACUUGCGAAGUCUAUGGUCGAUGUGGAUCUGAUUGUUAUUGAAGGUAUGGGCCGUGCGAUUCAUACUAACCUUGAGGCCAAAUUUAAAUGCGAGAGCCUCAAAGCGGCGGUCAUCAAGAACAAAUGGCUAGCUAAAAGGAUGGGCGGUGAAAUGUUUGCUGUCAUUUUCAAAUAUGAAACCCCCACCAAAGUCUAAACCAUCUUUUAUUAUUUAUUUAAUGUUUUUUUGUAAAUAUUUGAAAACUGACAUUGGUUAUAGUCAGAACGAGUGUUCUACCUGACAGUUUUCUUUUGUUAAGGUGGAAUUUUGAAAUCAGAAAUUUUGGUUAGCGCUUUAAUGUGGUUAUAGGAUGGUUUUUAAAGUCAGGGUUGUACAGGAAAAAUAUAUUUUUCUUGAACUUGAAAAUUCCUGCUGGUGAAUGUUAUUUCUUAUAAUAUAUUAAAGAAAUUAACAAAUUAUUUUGUCUUAUUAAAACAUAAACAAUAACAUUUAUUGUAAUAUAUAUUAAUAAAGACUGACCUUAAUGCAAUUUAGAUAAUAUUGCUAUCUACUUAUUAUGAAACCUAACGUUUGUUGCUGUGUACUAUAUU
Cimex lectularius (bed bug) is the source of this 3162-nucleotide messenger RNA. Its product is annotated as pantothenate kinase 4. Lineage: Eukaryota; Metazoa; Arthropoda; Insecta; Hemiptera; Cimicidae. The coding region runs from base 350 to 2767 and encodes 805 amino acids. Gene Ontology annotation, cellular component: cytosol; nucleus. The transcript is spliced from 15 exons. Gene Ontology annotation, biological process: coenzyme A biosynthetic process. Gene Ontology annotation, molecular function: ATP binding; pantothenate kinase activity. The record is from RefSeq and is a predicted model, not a curated record.